UCUGCGUCAUAAAAAUAGAUAGAAUUUAAUCUUAACAAAUUUAAUUUAGUAUAAUUUUAAUCUUAAUCUCUGAUUCGGGGAUUUUUAAUCUCGAAACUCAUUAAUUUCCCAGCUCUGCCUAAAUGUAUUAUGUAACUAAACAUUGUAUAUGAAUAUAUAACCAGAAUGCCAAAUGUUUCAGAUUUAAAUAGAUACAUGUAUCAGAUGAGGCUUCGUAAGUUCUAUCGAGCAGUUUGGUUAUACAUAUAAUCUCAGGACCAAUUUACAUUUUCCUUCUCAACUAUUAACAGGUCUUUUUUUAAUUUUUGGAAUGCAUUAGCAUGAGUAGAAAUUACAAAAAAAUCCUCCUAAAAUCAUGAUUUUGGAAGGAUUUUUUUACGCUCUUUGCAAGGAGCGUAAAAACUUUAAAACCUGAAAAAAUAAUUUUUAAAUUAAAAAUUUUUUUCUGACAGCACAAAUGUGCUGUCAGAGAAGCAGUGAAAGCGUGGUAUAAAGAAGUCGAGCAUUACAAUUACAAUCAUGGUGGGUUUAGCAUGCAUACUGGUCACUUUACCGCCAUGGUUUGGAAAGCUCGACGGAGCUUGAAAUUGGUGUAUGCGUCCUUGGAGGGACAAUCAUUGUUGCCGGAUGCUACAAAGUACACCCAAAUAUGCAAGGCCAAUUUACACAGAACGUGCUUCGCUACAGGUUUAUUUGGCAAUACUUAGUUUUUAGGGUCAUAUUGUUUUAUUAUACGCGUAUGUUAAGGCAUGUAAGCGAUGAGGCAGAGGAGCCCAAGCCGGUAGAUACGCCAAAAUCAGUUGAAUCCUUACCAGCUAAUGUCGGCGGUGCUAAAUACAAAUGGGCCGCAGCAAAAAUGGUGGUUCCAUGCCAUCAAAUAUGGUAUUGGCUGGACAAGAUGGGAAGCACGACGGCUACGUAGCUCGGGCUAAACAUAUGAAUGGCAUUAUACCGGGAAAGCUGAUUGUUGGCUAUGGUACCUUCGUUGCGUACGAUGGCGCAGAGCAUGGGAAAGGGAGCUAUGAGGUCCUAACUGGAGAGAAAAAUUGCUUUGCUUGGGUUAAUUCACAGGCAACUGCAAUUCCAAAGAAUGCUAUUGUUGGAGGUAAGGACCCCAAUGGCUCUGUUUAUCACGUUGGCAAGGGAAUUGUCAAUGAUGCAACUGCGGUUGGAAAGAUUCUUGGUGGAAAAUUAUAUGUAUCUGACGGUGGUAAGGAAUACUGCCAAGACCAAGGCUUCCAGAUUCUGGUGACUACAAGUGAUACGUCGACUGUCGAUGAAAAAUGUGAGGUAGAUGAAAUAAAAGACGAUGGGGGUGUAUCCGAUGAAAAUCCUGUGGUGUUGGAUACUACUUCACCAGAGAUGAAACUGGCUUUCGAUCAAGUGUGCCAUGCAAAUGGUACAAUCGGUUGGUACGAGCUUAAGGACCUGAUUAUCGGUUGUAUCAAUCUUGGUGAAAACUCGGUGGCUUGGGACAAAGUCAUUUGUAGGAUGCUGGCGGUGUAACUAUGUGACUCUACCGCUCUGGUAAUGUUGUAUUACUGGACGGUAAGAAAUCAGUAAUUACCAAGACGGGAUUAACACACAUUACUGCCUAGUACGGAAUGAAACACGGCUCAGUAAUAACCAGGUACUUAUCGCGGUAUUGAGUAGCAACCAACGGGCAGCAUGAUCACUACUCCCCAGUGUCAACAUUUAAUACGGUUGGUGAAUUAAAUGCAUACUAUGGUAUUGAUUCAUUACGUACUGGGCUAAAUAGUCGAGUGAAGGAGGUAAUGAUUUUCUAGUUUAUUAAAAAGGUUUCAAUACUAUGCAGUAAUAAGUGCUCCAUGCAAAUAGUAAUAAAAAUAUGUAGUACACAAUGCAGCUUAGUAUAUGUAUUAAACAUAUAUUUUUAUUUAUAAUUAUUCAAAUCAACUAUUUACAAACAUUUUUUGUAAUACACAUAUAGUUACAAGACAACAUUUUAUGAAACAUUUACAAAUAAUGUCUAAGAACUAAGUGCAAGGAAUCUUGUUUACAAUUUUUCUGCAAUUCAACACAAUCAUGAAUUACUAAGCUACUUAUAUCGACCAACUCAUACAAAUUAUCCGACUGGGUUACAAUAAAUGAAUAAAAAUGUCGAUCAAAGUACGUCACAUUUAGCUGCUUCACUAACAACAGGCAACGAGUUUCGUCUACUAAAAUAAAUUCACAAAUAAUUCCAAAUUUCGGAAAAACCUCACCUAAAUCAUAGCAAACCACAUAAUCCAAUCUAUAAUCAUACCCGCGAUACCGUACUUGAUUAGCUGUCAAGACCUCUGUGUCCCCGUCGCACGAUUCAAAUAAAUCAAGAGAUCUCAAUUUUUCUAUUAGAUCAAAAGAUUCAAAGAAUUGACUUAAUUUGGCUGAUAUUAUAUGCUCUGCUCUGAUUCCCUCAUUAAUGUCAAACGAUUUGAAAGCGUGCGAACUGUACUGCUGAUGCCUCAUUGUCAAAGAAUAACAAAUGUUACGAAAAUUUUUAAUUUGACCAGCCAACUGAGAAAAAUAAUAAUGCUUUCCUUCAUACCGCAUAGCCCAGAGGGAAACUAAUGGACCACUUUGCCUAAUUACAUAGGAAUAGUGACACAUAAAAUGGUGCUUUGGGAUCAACUUCUCAUUUGGAAAUAAUUUACGAAACAAUUUGUGGUGAUGGAUAAUGGUCUUAUCCAUCAUGUGCAAAAUUGCGUCGGUGAACUUUCUGCAAAAUGCGUAGCUCAUUAUGUCCAAAAGGAGUAGCAAAAGUUCCCAAUACAUUUUAUGUUCGUCAAGAAUAAGAUCACCAAUUAUGACCGGGAGAAAUCUAAUAAGGCACCAGCAUUGUGC
Messenger RNA from Folsomia candida, 2844 nucleotides. RefSeq lists its product as uncharacterized. The transcript has 5 exons. Bases 841 to 1506 code for a protein of 221 amino acids. The record is from RefSeq and is a predicted model, not a curated record. Lineage: Eukaryota; Metazoa; Arthropoda; Collembola; Entomobryomorpha; Isotomidae.